Capsella rubella is the source of this 1854-nucleotide messenger RNA. RefSeq names its product probable pectate lyase 19. The transcript has 4 exons. NCBI's taxonomy places the organism in Eukaryota, Viridiplantae, Streptophyta, Magnoliopsida, Brassicales, Brassicaceae. The record is from RefSeq and is a predicted model, not a curated record. The coding region runs from base 116 to 1654 and encodes 512 amino acids. Gene Ontology annotation, molecular function: pectate lyase activity.
CUUAGUAAUUCUCCAUUUAAAUCUAAACCCCUUAAGAAAACAAAGGGAACAACAAAAGAUUGUUUAAAUAGUCAAAACUGUUUUCUGAGAAAAGAAAUUAGAAAAAGAAAGAAAGAUGGAGAUGGCUAGGCUGUUAAAGUUGAUGUUUAUGUUUUGUAUUGCCGGUCUUAUUCCGACCAUACGAGGCAACAUUUCUGAGUUGGACGAGUAUUGGUCGAAACGAGCCGACGCAGCCCGAGAAUUCACUCUAAAAGCUUAUCAUUCUGAUCCUUACGAAGUUGUCGAUCACUUUCAUGAGCGUCAUUACGAUAACUCUACUGAUGUUACGGAGAUCGAGGAAGAUGGCAGUGCUAAGCCUGAAGAGGGGAACUUAGAGGAGCACAAAGAGGAGAACAUAGAGGAGAACCAAGAGGAGAACAUAGAGGAGAACAAAGAGGGGAACAAAGAGGGGAACAUAGAGGAGAACAAAGAGGAGGAAGAAGAUGAGCAAAAAGAGGGCAUUGAAAUGCUUGGAAGCUCGACAAACAGCACGAGACGAAGCCUAAGAGGUAAAGGCAAAGGAAAAUGGAGUAAGCUUAGGGGACCCUGUACCGCAAGUAACCCUAUAGAUAAAUGUUGGCGUUGCCGUUCGGAUUGGGCCAAGCGUCGUAAGAAGCUUACACGUUGUGUCCGAGGGUUCGGUCACAGGACGACCGGAGGAAAACGCGGACGCAUCUACGUGGUCACAAGCAACCUUGACGAAGACAUGGUGAACCCUAAACCCGGGACAUUGCGUCACGCCGUGAUUCAGAAGGAACCUCUCUGGAUCAUUUUCAAGAACGAUAUGCACAUUCGUUUAAGCCAAGAGCUUCUGAUUAAUAGCCACAAGACGAUCGAUGCACGAGGAGCUGAUGUCCAUAUAGCGCAUGGCGCGGGGAUCACAAUGCAGUUUGUGAGAAACGUCAUUAUCCACGGACUCCAUAUUCACCACAUUUUCGAGAGUAGCGGUGGUAUGAUCCGAGACUCGGUAGACCAUUUCGGAAUGAGGACUAGAGCCGAUGGAGACGGUAUAUCGAUCUAUGGUUCGUCUAAAAUUUGGCUUGACCAUAUUUCAAUGUCGAAAUGUCAAGAUGGACUCAUUGAUGCCAUCGUUGGAUCCACUGCCAUUACAAUCUCCAACUCUCAUUUCACUCACCACAACGAUGUGAUGUUGCUUGGUGCUCAAAACACGAACGAAGCGGACAAGCAUAUGCAAGUCACAGUGGCUUAUAACCAUUUCGGUAAAGGACUUGUACAGAGGAUGCCUAGGAUCCGAUGGGGAUUUGUUCAUGUUGUGAACAACGACUACACUCAUUGGGAGCUUUACGCUAUCGGAGGUAGUCAAGGUCCUACUAUUCUCAGCCAUGGAAACCGAUUCAUAGCUCCUCCACACAAACCUCAUUACAGAGAGGUGACAAAGAGGGAUUAUGCAUCAGAGGACGAGUGGAAACACUGGAACUGGAGAUCUGAGAAAGACGUGUUCAUGAACGGAGCUUAUUUCAGACAAUCUGGUGAUCCUAAAUACAAAUGUGCGCAUACGAGGCAACAAAUGAUCAAACCAAAACAUGGAUUGGCUGUUUCUAAGCUGACCAAAUACGCCGGAGCACUUGAUUGCAGAGUCGGGAAACGCUGUUAGAAACAUUUCUAUUUUAAGAUGUCUCUAAGACAAUUUUUUUUUGUCCAACAUUUUGAUUUUUUGCUUCUAAUCUAGUUCAGGAAAUAAAGAAUUAAGGUUGGUAAAAAUGAUUAAAAAGAAGGGAACUCUAAUUUGUAAGGAUAUAUUUUUUUGUGUGUUGUGUAAUGAAAAAAACAAGUUUAUAUAAAAGAGCAAGCGAA